This is a messenger RNA of Vicia villosa (hairy vetch), 1398 nucleotides long. RefSeq lists its product as uncharacterized. Lineage: Eukaryota; Viridiplantae; Streptophyta; Magnoliopsida; Fabales; Fabaceae. Bases 1 to 1398 code for a protein of 465 amino acids. The record is from RefSeq and is a predicted model, not a curated record. Gene Ontology annotation, cellular component: SCF ubiquitin ligase complex. Gene Ontology annotation, biological process: SCF-dependent proteasomal ubiquitin-dependent protein catabolic process. The transcript has a single exon.
AUGACGAAGACGAAACGACUUUCUAUAAGAAAGAAGAAGAGAACUUGUGUCAAAUCUCUUCAACAUCAACAACAACAAUCGUUUUCUUCUACAAAUUCAAUUAUAAUUGCAGAACCUGACUUUGAGUUUUACUUACCAGAUGAGUGCUGGGAGCAUGUCUUCACAUUCCUCGUCAACCCGGUCAAGCCGGUCAAUCCAUUGGCUAUCAUCAAGCCGUCUAACCCGUUUCAUGUCUUCCCAUUCCCCACUGACCCCGUAUACGGCAAAAUCAAAGACAAAUACAAACGCAAUUUUGAAUCUCUAUCUCUCGUCUCAAAACACUUCCUCGCCCUCACCAACCGUCUCAUAUUUUCUCUCAAAAUAUAUUAUCCACAACUUUUUUAUCUCCCCCGUUUCUUCCAUAGAUUCUCCAACCUUAAUUCCCUUGACCUCUGGUUCGCCUCCCAUUAUCUCGAUGCAGGCCUUGCCUUGGCUCUCCGUGACAGAUCAUCAUUGAGAUCUUUAUCUAUUUCCUUGUUUGAGUUAAAUGAUGCAAAGUAUGUAACUUCUCAUUACAUUGAUUCCUUACUGAGUUUGAAGUGUUUGAAUUCUCUUAAGUUUUGCUGUUCACAAAUCUCGGAUGAUUUGCUUUACUCUAUUGCAAGACAAGGCCUUCCUUUAAAGACUUUUGUUCUUGAAAAUUGCACCGGCUAUAGUUUUCAUGGAAUUUAUGAUUUAUUAUCUAAGUGUCGCGGGAUAAGAUAUUUGGGUCUUCAAGGUGAUGAUUUUCUAAAUAAUCAUCUUGUCUUCCAAUUGUUUUUGCUUGUUCCAGAUUUAGUAUCUAUAAACCUUAGUAAAUGUUCCAAGCUCACAGGAUUAGCUUUGUUCGCCCUCAUUAAAAACUGUCAUUCACUUGGUGAGAUCACAAUGGAAAGCAUAUAUAUUGAAUCCUCAAUGGAAAACGUAUAUAUUGAGAGCAAGAGUGUAGAAAAUUAUGAUAUUUUGAAAGAUUUUGAUGUCAACCCUCAAUUAAAAUUUCUAUAUUUGUCUCAGUCUUCAUUUAUAAAUGACGAGACCAUCCUAUUGUUUGCUUCAUUCCCAAAUUUGCAGCAUUUGGAUUUGAGUUUUUGCCAUAGCCUAUCUGAAAAAGGUAUUUGUCAAGUUUUAAGUAGUUGUUGUAAGCUUAGACAUCUGAAGUUAAUCUUCUGUAAAGUGAGAGGACUAAAAUUGAACUUUGUAGUUCACCAACUAGAGGUGUUAAACUUAUCUUGUACAAGUGUUGAUGAUAAAACACUCUAUGAGAUCUCAAAGAGUUGUUGUGGGCUUUUGAAAUUACUAUUGAUGUGUUAUGAAUAUGUCACGAAAAAGGGAGUGAAGCGUGUGGUUGAAAACUGCAAACAAUGUCUUGUGAUAAAGUGA